AUGUUUGAAAUGAACACUACGGUCACUCUGCCUUCCACACUGACGCCUCUUCCGACCCACCCACCGCUGCUGAUUAGGAGUCGUUACCUCACCAAAGAUGGCCGACUGCUAGUGGACAAACCUCAGAACGAGUCGGCUGUCCUUCUCCAAGCCACGAACCUGGUACCGGAAGAAGCCGUGAAAAAGGCAGCCAGUACGAUGCGGGUCAUGGUGAGGCACAUGCCUGAUGUCCUUUUUGCCGAGGUGGCCCGCAAAAAAGGGGUCCGUCUGUUCCCCAAAGGUCACGGGCUUGUGGUCUACCCGGAUAUGGCCAGUCACGUGGACACACCCGAGUGCAAAGGAACCUGUGCAGGAUCUUGUGGCAAAACAUGUGUAGGUGGUACCCGGAAGUUCCAGAAUAUCGGCGGUCUGACGGCUGGGUACUCGUACAUUGUCGACAGUAACGUGCUGUGCAAAAAUGACGGGUUUCGCGGGCUGUUUAACGCUGUUGGACACGAGUUCGCUCACCUCAUCAUGUUUCAUCUCCCUCGAUACUGGAAACAGAGGAUUCACGAGGCGUAUACCAACGACCACGCCAAACAGGCCUGGAGCAUGCACUCUUACCUCAUGUCCAAUCAGAAUGAGUAUUGGGCGGAAGCAUCCGGCGCCUUCUUCAUGUUCAGCCAUUUGUUGGGUACUUCCGGUGGUAUGAAUAGAUGUGGUCUUGGUGGAAAGACUCUGUGCCCAUCAGUAACCGCCGCUCGUGAAUUCAUCCACCAGAAAGACCCAGACCUGUACGCCAUAUUGGACUAUGUUUAUACGGGGAACAGUCCUGUGAAAGACGACGGCAUCAGACCCUGUAUGUAGUGAAACGGCUACACUGGGGCACAUUGAAUUGAGUAUUUGAUGAAUACAGAUUAUAUAUACUGGCGUUUCUCUCCUCAAACUUCCAGA
Molecule: messenger RNA, 933 nt
Organism: Liolophura sinensis
Lineage: Eukaryota; Metazoa; Mollusca; Polyplacophora; Chitonida; Chitonidae
Exons: 6
Coding region: 1-846 (281 amino acids)
Molecular function (GO): metallopeptidase activity
Source: RefSeq, a predicted model, not a curated record